AUGGCUUCCAAGGUGGCCACUGCAGCAGCGAGUGCAGCAGCGGCGCAACAACGCCUGGCAGGGUUCACAGUGAUGGUCAAAGACAACAUUGCAGUGGCCAAUGAGCGCAUGACGUGCGGAUCAUCCAUGCUGCGCUCGUUCGUUCCAACCAGCGAUGCCACUGUCGUCAGCAAAUGCCGCAGCGAAGGAGCAGAGAUCACGGGCAAGACAUCCUUGGAUGAGUUUGGCAUGGGAUCAUAUGGUGCUUUCAGCCCCAUUCACGGCCUUACCAUCAACCCAUGGAGGGCAACAGAUGGGUUGUGUGUGCCCGGGGGCAGUUCUGGUGGAAGUGCAGUCGCAGUGGCACUGGGACAGGCACGCGCUGCCCUGGGCACAGACACAGGCGGGAGCGUGCGGCUGCCAGCGUCGUUUUGUGGAGUAGUUGGCUUCAAGCCAAGCUAUGGUUUGCUAUCUCGCAUGGGCAUGACAGCAUACGCCAGUUCGCUGGAUACGGUUGGUGUUCUGGCGAGCACGGUUGACGAUGCCGCAACAAUGGUGGACGCCAUGGCGGGCCACGAUCCGCGUGACGCUGCAUCAGUCCAGGCGCCUGGCAGCCGGCUACCGCUGGGGAGCGAGUAUGGGGACGUGGAAGGGAUGGUGGUCGGUCUGCCAAGGGAGUGCUUCAUCGAGGAACUGAGCGACGACGUGGCUGCCGCGUGGACCGAGGCUGCUGACGCGCUGCAGGCAAGCGGCGCCACUGUCCGCUACAUCUCCCUUCCAAACCUCAAAAACGCGCUGCCGUGCUAUUGCGUGUUGGCGCCGGCAGAGGCGAGCUCCAACCUUGCCCGAUACACCGGCAUGUUCUACGGGGAGCGUGCUGGGAGCGCAGCGUCCCACGCGUCGUACCGCCGGCUGUUUGAAUCUUCGCGGCAGUCCGGUCUUGGGCCCGAGGUCACCCGCCGCAUCCUCACAGGCACUUUCACACUCACACGCGCGUCAUAUGAGAGCUUUUAUGUCCAAGCACAGCGUGUGCGUCGCCUGAUUCAAGCAGACUUUGCUUCCGCACUGCAAAAUGGCGUGGAUGUUGUGCUGAUGCCAGUCACGUCUUCCGACGCCCCGCUCAUCACCGAUGCACUCAGCCCAAAUGCAGACGUGCUGCAGCAGUUUGCGACGGACGUGUUUACGGUUGGCCCGAGCCUGGCCGGCCUCCCCGCUAUGGCGGUGCCCUGCCGUGUCUCCUCACGCAACAUGCCCAUCGGCCUGCAACUCGUCGCAAACGUAUGCAAGGCGGGGGCAGGAGGGGGGUAUCAAGGGGCGAACGCAAGCGUGUAUGAAUACACCUACGCAUGUGCCAUCUGCAGGACGGUGUUCUCUGCGCUGCCGGAACUGGAGUACGUGGCGCUGCCGGCCCUGCGCGGGACAGCAGCCAGCGCUGUGCGUGCAAACCAUCUCGACGAGCUCUUCCACCCGGCAACAGAGAUUGCCGACGCCAGCCGGCCCAGUGGUACUGGCGCCGACGACGUGGUGCUCUGGCUGGCAAGCGCGGAUGCGCUGCUGGACCAACUGAGCGUGCGCAAGGCCGUGGCCGAGGACUACGAUGACCUCAUGCCCAUCUUCGACCAGCAGACCGAGCAGCUUGAACAGCGCUUUGGCAAGUUCUAUCUGUUCCAGCUGAUUGAAUCUGAGGACGAAAACAGCAAGUCUGCUGUCAUCGAGGCUGGCGGAAAGGCGUGUGGCUUCAUCAACGUCACAAAAACAGUCGACAUCCAAGCCCUCAACCAGCUAUUUGAUCUGUCUGCGUACAACGGCCUGCGGGACGAGGAGAACCGGCCGGCCGCCGUCGCCAUCAACCUCUUCGCCAUCGACGCGGAGAACGACACCCAAGCCAUCCACAUGCUGCCGUAUGUGUUUGAGGCGUUUCCCGAUAUGCAGUAUUGCACCAUCUCUCUUCCCGCGGAAGUGCCCGAAUUUCCUCUCCUCCAGCACUUCAACCGCGUGAUUCCGCAUCCGCGCGCGGAUCCACAGCAGGAGCUGUAUGUGCUGCACAAGUUUGCACUCUCUCUCGACGUCGUCGUCAGACCAAUUCAGGAGGGCGACAUUGGGGACGUGGAGGCGCUGGUCCGGCCGCUGCCGUCCGGCGAAGCGGUCGUCGCCGAUGUCAGCCGCGUCCUCUCCACUGGUGUCGACCCAGACGGGCGGCGGGUGCACGGCCACGUUGUGGAGUGCAUGGGCGGUGUUGCCGGCGUGGUGGUGUCGCGCGACGCCAAGGCCGAUGCCAUGCCCAUCCGCGCGCACUUCAGCAUCGAGGAGUACAUUCUCUAUUCGCAAUACCAGACGGCAGAGUACAUUAACCUCCACCACUUUGUGCUGAAUCAGCUGUUUCAGCGCCACACCCGCUUCGUCUUGCGGGAGGUUCUGAGAAAGUUGCGGAAGUCUUGCCUGUUUUAUCGCAUUUACGACACAGACCCAACUAACGAUGCGUCGAAAUCAGCUGAUCUCGUCGCUGUUCCCCGCCCGUCCAUGUCAACCGUCCUCGAACAGCUCCUCCCCGUCAAGCCGCGACCACAGCCCGUGUACGAUGCCGCAUAUCUCCACAGCAACGUCCCAUCCGAACGCGUGCGGGACCUGGGGACGCCGUUUGCGCUUGCAUUCACCGCACGCAAGCUGCUGCUUGAGCCAAAGGUGUCAGUCAACGCCAAGAUUGUCGUUGUUGGCCCGUCACCAGCUGCCGUCGCGUGCCUCGAGGACCUCUGCUACAGGGCGCACCUGCGCUUCAACAACCUCACGUAUGUGUGCGAGGAUGGCGACUUUGUUGGGUGGGACGCGCGCGGGCAAGCCUCGUCGCACAUGCUCGCUGCCGAUCACACGUACACGAGCAGCCAGCUUGUCAAGCUUGGCCUCAACGCGUCUGUAACUGUUCUCCGCGGCCGCGUCGCCGAGAUCAACAGAGACGAGAAGUUUGUUGUUCUGGAUGACAGUGAUCGCGUCGACUACAACGUCCUCAUGUACACCCCAGACAUCCAGUACAUUUCCACGCUUGAUCCCGAGCAAGAGCACAUGGCCCCGCACGGCGUUCACAGCCCGAGCUCUCACGCUGCUGUCGAGGAGCUGUGCGAGGAAAUCAAGGGCGUCCACAUCCCAGAGCACAACACGAUUCUUGUGUACGGUGCGAGUGCGGAUGCGUACAGCGCGGCGGCGGCGGUGCUGGAGCUCGGUGCUGCACCCCAGAACAUCGUCUUCGUCAAAUCGCCGCCCGCACAGGCAGAUCAGGACGACAUUCGGGGGCGAAUUGGGCACGCUGACGUGGAGCACUAUCUUGACCAGUCCCUGGCGCGUCUUGGCGUGCGUGUGCAUCAGCCAUGCACCCUCGAACGCUUCGUCGCAAACUCUGUGAGCGAAUUGACUGGCGCUGUGUUCCGGAGUGACAGCGGGUCGACAUACGAGGUGCAGUGCCAACUCUGCCUCAAUCUCCCGCAGCGACGCAUUGCACGACGCGACUUCCUGCCGCUGUGCGAGGCAAGCAUUGUCUUCAACCAGCGUGUUGUCAUCGACAACAACUUCCGGACCAACGACCCAGCGAUUCUCUCGGCGGGCCCCUUUGCGCGAUACUCGAACAAAUACUUUGCUGGCGGGUGCGGGCAGUGCAUUUUCCGCCCAGAGGAAGUUGGUCGUGCCGCUGCCGCUGUGAUCUGCAGAGACUUUGACCCGCUCGAACCGUCACAGGAUUUGACGGGCUUGGAGCUGCCGACAUUCACGGAGCCGCGCGUGUGCUUUGCCGUCUGCCCAAACAACCUGCAGUACCUCCACGCACAGGUGCCGCAGUCGGCGCAGCACAACCUUCAGCUGUUGAAGGGCCACACCGCCACCAGCAGACAGGUUGACGUGACCGAGCUCGUGACGGGCGGUCUCAUUGAUCGCACCAGCGACAACAACAACAACGACGACGACGACGACGAUGGUGAUGACAAUGAUGAGGAGGGCGAUGAUAGCGGUGGCGCUGGUGAUGGUGAUGAUGAGGAUGGUGAUGAUGAGGAUGAUGAUGGUCAUGGUCGUGGCGGAGGCGACAAGGGCCCAGACGGCCCCAUUCGCUUCUUUGCGCUGCGAUUGGACGAAUUUAACACCAUCUGCGGCGUUACAUGCCUGUGCGAGGCUGGGGUGGACUUGGCUCCGUUUGUGCGCCUGAUUGGGCUGCACCAGCACCACCUCAACUCCGUCGUCAACCGAUACAAUCAGGGACUCAUCCCGGACUUUUACAAGUUCUUCAAGCAGCCGUGGGCUGUUGCUCUCUUUCACGACCGCUUCCACCCGUUUCUUCGCGAGCUCUCCGCCCUCGUCAAGGACAAUCCAGAAAUCGAGAACUCGGAGCUUGAGGAUCUUGUGGCGAAACUGGCCAAGCUCAACGUCAAGCGCAUGCAAGCGGAGGACGAGACGGAAGUGGAGGAUGUGAAGGCGGAGGAAGAGAAUGUCCUGCACAAUCUCAAAUCGGCCAUCAGCACAACGGGGAUACAGAAGAUGAUCAAGGACCGCCUGAUGGAUUACCUCACCUUCAACGCCUACCACCUUCCCAUGUACGCUCGCCCAGGCGCAUGGUAGCCGCCAAGCCGCGCAAGCUUGUGUGUGUGUGUGUGUGUGUGUGUGUGUGUGUGUGUGUGUG
This is a messenger RNA of Salpingoeca rosetta, 4633 nucleotides long. RefSeq lists its product as uncharacterized. Gene Ontology annotation, biological process: translation. Gene Ontology annotation, cellular component: glutamyl-tRNA(Gln) amidotransferase complex. Gene Ontology annotation, molecular function: glutaminyl-tRNA synthase (glutamine-hydrolyzing) activity. Bases 1 to 4572 code for a protein of 1523 amino acids. The transcript is spliced from 35 exons. The record is from RefSeq and is a predicted model, not a curated record. NCBI's taxonomy places the organism in Eukaryota, Choanoflagellata, Craspedida, Salpingoecidae.